Molecule: messenger RNA, 1805 nt
Organism: Nymphaea colorata (pocket water lily)
Lineage: Eukaryota; Viridiplantae; Streptophyta; Magnoliopsida; Nymphaeales; Nymphaeaceae
Product: ubiquitin carboxyl-terminal hydrolase 24-like
Exons: 1
Biological process (GO): protein deubiquitination
Cellular component (GO): nucleus; cytosol
Molecular function (GO): cysteine-type deubiquitinase activity; cysteine-type endopeptidase activity
Source: RefSeq, a predicted model, not a curated record
AUGGUUCACUACAAAGCUAAGUCCAUGGAUGGCAUACAGAGAGUAUCUGCAAACACAAAAUCAGUUGUCGGUUAUCCUCAUUUCAGUCAUGUUAAUACUGGCAAAGAAGCAGCUAAGAAGGUCCCUGCUGGAAUUAGAUCGGUGUCUGGUUCACUACAAAAUGGAUCAGGUACCCUAAAUCCAUCAGUGGGACAGGUUCGUGAGAAGGAUGCCCGUUCUGUUGGGAGCCCUGAUGGGGCAGCCAAACAUUUAUGCGUAGAAAAUGCCACUAGUACUCUGGCCCACAUUUUGGAUGUUCAAACGAAUGUCAAAGGAGGUUCCGACGCUAAGCCUGUCAUUUCAGACAAAACAGAGACAGUUUCUGCUUUCUUGCAGAAAUUGAAUAUCAGGGUGGGCGCGGAAAAUAGUGGCGCUCAAAUUUCUCAUCCAUCUGAUGUUCAUGGAGAUGGCAGUAUGUUGGUUUCAGGAGUGCUUCAGAAGCCAAAGUCUGAGGACCACGAUGGUAGUUCUCCACACGGCCCUGAGGAUGGAACACCAAAAUAUGGAAGCAGCACGAUCACUGGUGAUAUCAUUUGCAGUAAUUCCUUUAUUCACUCGUCAAACGGUCCGACUUCAGGAAAGGAUGUAAACGGAGCAUCAAAUGGGAUAGAAACAUCUGUCAAAUAUGUGCAACCAAGAGGCUUAAUAAACUUGGGGAAUCUGUGCUUUCUUAAUGCAACCCUUCAAGCACUUCUUUCAUGUUCAGUUUUUGUUCAGCUUUUACAGAAACUUAUUGUUCGUGAUAUUCCCAAGACUGGAUACCCAACAUUACAUGCAUUUACUGAGCUCAUUUCUGAGUUUGAAGCAUCAAAGGAUUUGAGUGCAAAAAAGAAGGCGAGUGCUGUUGUUGAGGUUGGAAAGCCAUUUAGUCCUGCUAUGUUUGAAUCUGUCUUAAAGAAGUUCACUCCAGAUUUGCCUGCAAACAUAUCAGGGAGGCCAAGGCAAGAAGAUGCUCAGGAGUUCUUAAGUUUCGUGAUGGACCAGAUGCAUGAUGAGUUAUUAAAACUGGAAGGUCACCUGUCAUUUUCGGAUGGGGGAAGGUCAUCACUGGUUUCUUCUGCUGAAGAUGAAGACUGGGAAACUGUUGGACCGAAAAAUAAGACUGCAGUGACCAGAACUCAAAGUUUUGUGCCAUCUGAGUUGAGUGAUAUAUUUGGAGGGCAGCUACGAAGUGUUGUUAAAGCAAGAGGCAAUAAAGCAUCAGCUACAGUGCAGCCAUUCCUUCUGCUUCAUUUGGAUAUAUUUCCUGAUGCUGUUCAUACAAUUGAGGAUGCACUCCGGCUGUUUUCUGCGCCAGAAACACUUGAAGGCUAGAGAGCAUCAACAGGAAAGGCUGGAGUCGUCAGUGCCCAGAAGUCUGUGAAAAUACAGACCCUGUCCAGGAUUAUGAUUCUACAUUUGAUGCGGUUCAGCUAUGGGAGCUUGGGAAGUACCAAACUGUAUAAACCUGUUAAAUUCCCCCUUGAAUUGGUUCUUGGGCGUGAGCUGCUUGUCUCGUCUACGACAGAGGGCAGGAGAUAUGAACUUGUUGCUACAAUUACCCAUAUAGGGAGUGACCCAUCAAGAGGACAUUAUGUAGCUGAUGCGAAGCAUGUGGAAGGCAGAUGGCUACGUUUUGAUGAUGCAUCAGUCAGUGUCGUGGGUCAAAAUGACGUGCUCCAUGAUCAUGCUUACGUACUUUUUUAUCAGCAGGUUUAGGUUUCUCCUGAGUUUCGCUGUAAAGUUUCACAACUUAUUGUAGAUAUUGCCAGGGAAGUGCUGUUGCC